AUCUAACCAUGAGCUACCCAGGCUUUCCCCCACCCGCAGGCGGCUACCCCCCACCUCCACCAGGUGGCGGUCCCUGGGGAGGUGCUGGCUACCCCCACCCCCCGCCCCCGCCCAACAUGCCUCCCAUCGGGUUGGAUAACGUGGCCAACUACGCAGGGCAGUUCAACCAGGACUACCUCUCCGGACUGGCAGCCAACAUGUCGGGGACGUUCGGAGGAGCCAAUGUGCCAAACCUGUACCCUGGGGCGCCUGGGGGUGGCUACCCUCCAGUGCCUCCUGGGGGUUUUGGGCAGCCCCCUUCUGCCCAGCAGCCUGGUCCUCCAUAUGGGAUGUACCCGCCCCCUGGAGGAAACCCACCCUCCGGGAUGCCUUCAUAUCCGCCAUAUCCAGGGGCCCCUGUGCCAGGCCAGCCCGUGCCGCCCCCUGGGCAGCCACCAGUGACCUACCCUGGACAGCCACCAGUGCCACCUCUUGGGCCGCAGCAGCCGGUGCCAAGUUAUCCAGGAUACUCGGGGUCCGGAACUGUCACCCCUGCCGUGCCCCCAUCCCAGUUUGGAAACCGAGGCACCAUCACAGAUGCUCCUGGCUUUGACCCCUUGCGAGAUGCCGAGGUCCUGCGGAAGGCUAUGAAAGGCUUUGGGACCGACGAGCAGGCCAUCAUCGACUGCCUAGGGAGUCGCUCCAACAAGCAGCGGCAGCAGAUCAUGCUGUCCUUCAAGACAGCUUACGGGAAGGAUUUGAUCAAAGAUCUGAAAUCUGAACUGUCAGGAAACUUUGAGAAGACAGUCUUGGCUCUGAUGAAGACCCCAGUCCUCUUUGACGUUUAUGAGAUAAAGGAAGCCAUCAAGGGGGCUGGCACCGAUGAGGCCUGCCUGAUUGAGAUCCUCGCCUCCCGCAGCAACGAGCACAUCCAGGAAUUGAGCAGAGCCUACAAAACAGAAUUCAAAAAGACCCUGGAGGAGGCCAUUCGGAGUGACACAUCAGGGCACUUUCAGCGGCUCCUUAUCUCUCUCUCUCAGGGAAACCGGGACGAAAGCACAAAUGUGGACAUGUCGCUUGUCCAGAGAGAUGUCCAGGAGCUGUUUGCAGCUGGGGAGAACCGCCUGGGAACAGAUGAGUCCAAGUUCAAUGCAGUUCUGUGCUCCCGGAGCCGGGCCCACCUGGUGGCAGUUUUCAACGAGUAUCAGCGAAUGACAGGUCGAGACAUUGAGAAGAGCAUCUGCCGGGAGAUGUCCGGGGACCUGGAGCAGGGCAUGCUGGCCGUGGUGAAAUGCCUAAAGAAUACCCCAGCCUUCUUUGCUGAAAGACUCAACAGAGCCAUGAGGGGAAUAGGAACAAAGGACCGGACCCUGAUUCGCAUCAUGGUGUCUCGCAGCGAGAUCGACCUCCUGGACAUCAGAAUGGAGUAUAAGCGGCUGUAUGGCAAGUCGCUGUACCACGACAUCUCGGGAGACACUUCGGGAGAUUACCGGAAGAUUUUGCUGAAGAUCUGUGGUGGCAACGACUGAGCAGUGACGGGUGGUUCACUUCUGUCCACCUGCUGGCAAGGGUGAUGCCGGGAAAAGGCCAAAGAAUAUCCACCUGCUUCUAACAAAUCCUCAACAUAGCCCCUCAGGUGUCCCAUUGCGGGCCGUCCGCAGAGCCUUGGCCCUGUCCUCCCCUGCCCCUCCUGAUCUGUCCAGCGUGCUCCUGCCGAAGGACCUGGGUCUGUCUCCAGCUCUCGCAGGAUGCCUUUUCCUCCCCACCCCUCACAGCUUCUUACUGCUCAAGUAGAUGUUUUAUUUCCUGACUCAUGCAAUCAUUCCCCUUUGCUUGUGGCUGAGACUCUUGGCUUUGUUUUCGUCAUGUAGUUUUCUAUGUUUAUUUGGAGGCAUUUUUUUUAUAGUCGUUGCCAGACAGAUGCAUACAAGUCUGUUUGCUGCAUACACAUUUCCAGUGAGAGAGGUUGGGUGGGGGAGCAGUGUGUCUGUCCUCACUGAGGAGUAAAAGGGAAGACCUUUUAAGGGUCAUCUUUGCAUCUGGUAAGAAUGUGUCAUGAGCUUUGUUUUUGCCAAACUCACUCCUUUUUAGAAAAGAAAAAAAAAAAGCCAGAAAGUCAUCUGUUUCUUCUUCCAUGCAAAACCACAAGAACAAAGCCAGCUCCCUGCCAGUGAUAGGGCUUCUUAUAAUUUGGAAUGUGCCUUAAACCUGAAUGUCAAUAGCCAAAAGCUGUUUCUAAAUUAAAGUCAGCCAGCUCUGGAACGUUCUGGAAAUGUU
Messenger RNA from Ceratotherium simum simum (southern white rhinoceros), 2256 nucleotides. The record is from RefSeq and is a predicted model, not a curated record. Lineage: Eukaryota; Metazoa; Chordata; Mammalia; Perissodactyla; Rhinocerotidae.